Molecule: messenger RNA, 662 nt
Organism: Rhinichthys klamathensis goyatoka
Lineage: Eukaryota; Metazoa; Chordata; Actinopteri; Cypriniformes; Leuciscidae
Gene: ypel5
Product: yippee-like 5
Exons: 3
Coding region: 128-493 (121 amino acids)
Source: RefSeq, a predicted model, not a curated record
CGUCACCGAACCGGAUGUUGAUAUAAAGUCUGGCGAAAGCGCAGAAAGGAAACAGCAGCGCGAGCUGUACGGAAAUAAACAAACACUCGAUCUAAAUCUGCUGGUGUGUGUGUGUGUCGCAGGAAUCAUGGGCCGGAUCUUCUUGGAUCACAUCGGUGGGACGCGCCUGUUUUCCUGCGCGAACUGUGACACGAUCCUGACGAACCGCUCAGAGCUGAUCUCAACCCGCUUUACUGGAGCCACAGGGAGAGCCUUCCUCUUCAACAAGGUGGUGAACCUGCAGUACAGUGAGGUGCAGGACCGUGUGAUGUUGACCGGCAGACACAUGGUUCGGGACGUGAGCUGUAAGAACUGCAACAGUAAACUGGGCUGGAUCUACGAGUUCGCCACAGAGGACAGCCAGCGCUAUAAAGAGGGUCGAGUGAUCCUGGAGCGAGCGCUGGUGCGGGAGAGCGAGGGGUUCGAGGAGCACGUGCCGUCAGACGCCUCCUGAGUCACCUGACCUCCGUCAGCCCGGUCACGUGAUCACAUGACCUUCAUCAGCCCAGUCACGUGACCUCCGUCAGCCCAGUCACAUGAUCACCCUCAGCCCGCCUUCUCGCAGAGAAACAUGAUUUUAUCUAAAUAGAUUUACAAAUAAACACUCAUUUGACGCUGAAAAA